AUGGCACCAGCUGGGAGCAAAAAUGCCAAGAAGGGCAUCCUAGAACGGCUAAACUCUGGAGAGGUCAUCAUUGGAGACGGAGGGUUUGUCUUUGCACUGGAGAAGAGGGGCUACGUGAAGGCAGGGCCCUGGACCCCAGAAGCUGCUGUGGAACACCCAGAAGCAGUUCGCCAACUUCAUCGAGAGUUCCUCAGAGCUGGCUCGAAUGUCAUGCAGACCUUCACCUUCUAUGCCAGUGAAGACAAGCUGGAGAACAGGGGGAACUAUGUUGCAGAGAAAAUAUCCGGGCAGAAAGUCAAUGAAGCCGCUUGUGACAUUGCCCGGCAAGUGGCUGAUGAAGGAGAUGCUUUGGUAGCAGGGGGCGUGAGCCAGACACCUUCGUACCUUAGCUGCAAGAGUGAAACUGAAGUCAAAAAAGUCUUUCAGCAACAGCUGGAGGUCUUCAUGAAGAAGAACGUGGACUUCUUGAUCGCAGAGUAUUUUGAACAUGUUGAAGAGGCUGUAUGGGCAGUUGAAGCCUUGAAAGCAUCAGGGAAACCAGUGGCGGCAACUAUGUGCAUCGGCCCAGAGGGAGACUUGCACAGCGUGACCCCUGGCGAGUGUGCAGUGCGCCUGGUUAAAGCAGGAGCUUCCAUUGUGGGGGUGAACUGCCAUUUUGACCCCACAAUUAGCUUACAAACAGUGAAGCUCAUGAAAGAAGGCUUGGAGGCUGCGGGACUGAAAGCCCACCUGAUGAUUCAGCCCUUGGCCUACCACACUCCCGACUGCGGCAAGCAGGGAUUUAUCGACCUGCCAGAAUUCCCCUUUGGACUGGAACCCAGAGUUGCAACCAGAUGGGAUAUUCAAAAGUACGCCAGAGAGGCCUACAACCUGGGGGUCAGGUACAUAGGCGGGUGCUGUGGAUUUGAGCCCUACCACAUCAGAGCGAUUGCAGAGGAGCUGGCUCCAGAGAGGGGAUUUUUGCCACUGGCUUCAGAAAAACAUGGCAGCUGGGGAAGUGGUUUGGAUAUGCACACCAAACCCUGGAUUAGAGCCAGGGCCAGGAAGGAAUACUGGGAGAAUCUUCAGAUAGCCUCGGGCAGGCCAUACAACCCUUCCAUGUCAAAGCCGGACGCCUGGGGAGUGACCAAAGGAACAGCCGAGCUUAUGCAGCAGAAGGAGGCCACAACGGAGCAGCAGCUGAGAGAGCUCUUCAAAAAACAGGAGCUCAGGUCCACACAGUAG
Budorcas taxicolor (takin) is the source of this 1224-nucleotide messenger RNA. RefSeq names its product betaine--homocysteine S-methyltransferase 1. Bases 1 to 1224 code for a protein of 407 amino acids. The record is from RefSeq and is a predicted model, not a curated record. The transcript has 8 exons. Gene Ontology annotation, molecular function: zinc ion binding; betaine-homocysteine S-methyltransferase activity. Lineage: Eukaryota; Metazoa; Chordata; Mammalia; Artiodactyla; Bovidae.